Paramecium pentaurelia is the source of this 746-nucleotide messenger RNA. The record is from the annotation of a GenBank genome assembly. Lineage: Eukaryota; Ciliophora; Oligohymenophorea; Peniculida; Parameciidae.
AUGAUUAAAGUAAAGAGUUCAGGUUAAAAAGAAGUUGAUGCAGCUAAAUACUUCCUUGAAGCUAUUUUAUAAUUAAGAGAUCGUUUCAAUGAAUCUAAAUCAAUCAGUAUUGAAGCUCAAGGUGAAGACAUAUGUGUGGCAACUUGUGUUUUAGAAUUAUUAAAGAAUUAAUUUCCUAAUAAUAAAAAUUCAAUAAAAACAAGUGGUAGUAUCAAAGACAUAUAAGAUUGUGAAGAAAGUGGUUUAACAAUUAGUUUUUAAGUAUUGGAUUUUGGAAAUGAUAUAUAUAAUCCAAUAAUUUAUGUUGAAAAGUAUUUGCAGUAAUUAAUUGAAUAUGAAAAAUUAUAAAAAAAAAAUAACAAAGAGAAAAGAGAGUCAAAGUAAAAUAAAUAAUAGUAAUAAUAAUAAUAAUCAUAAUAAUAAUAAUAAUAAUCAUAAUAAUAAGAUUUCCAAAUAGAAUAAAUUAAAUAAGUGGAUUCAUAAUAAAAUAAAUAAGAUGAAGUUUAGAACAAAUGGAGUAAAACAAAGAAGAGAAUACCUAAAAAUUAUGUUGGGAAUGAUGAAGAAUUAAUGACAGAAGGAUUACAUGGAUUUGCUGAUGCUUUUGAUUUAAAAUCUGGAGGAAAUAGAAAUGAAUAGAAAAAUUAAAAAAAAAAAAACAGAUAAAAAUAAGAUGAGAUUGAUUUGUAAGAAUCAAAUUUUAUAAGAGGAAAUAUAAAAUACAGAGGAGGAUUUAAAAAUUGAUU